AUGGGACCCGUGGUCACUAUUAUCUUCCUGAUCCUGCUUUCAGGGACUAUAACAUCACAGUAUCCAAGUUACUGGUGUAAUAUUCUGAAAUACAAGGACGUCCUUAUCACAAACCCCCAAACAGGGUAUUACUCAUUCCAAAAUGAAGCCAACUUUGAUCACCUAAGUGUCUAUAUAUAUGAUAACAGCAAUAAGAGGGCAGUGCCCCAGCCAAGAUGGCAAAAUGUGGAGAACUGGGAUGAACUGAGCCAGCUUCAGAAAGAGAGAGAAGAUUUGAUCAUCAAAGACUUGCAAGAAACCAUAACCUCUAAUGAAGGUACCUUCAAAUUCAUUCAAAUUUUUUCAUGUGAACUUUGUCCAAAUGGUGUUUUAAGAAUAAGUAAGGAUUUUCAAAUUGAUGGAAAGAAAUUCAUUAAGACCAACAAAAAUAUACCAGCUCUGGCCCUACAAGAUCCUGCAGCUGAAAUAAUCAAACAACAGUCCAGUCAAGAACAGGGUGCUAUGGAUCAAGUCAGGGGACAUCUGGAGAUACAAUGUCGUGCAACACUCCAAAAAUAUAAGAAUUAUAUUACUUCUAACUAG
Messenger RNA from Gracilinanus agilis (Agile Gracile Mouse Opossum), 582 nucleotides. RefSeq names its product zinc-alpha-2-glycoprotein-like. Bases 1 to 582 code for a protein of 193 amino acids. The record is from RefSeq and is a predicted model, not a curated record. Gene Ontology annotation, biological process: immune response. The transcript is spliced from 3 exons. Gene Ontology annotation, cellular component: external side of plasma membrane. NCBI's taxonomy places the organism in Eukaryota, Metazoa, Chordata, Mammalia, Didelphimorphia, Didelphidae.